CAGGACAAACUACAAAAAUAAGUGAGUAUAAAUCCACGCUAACAGAGUACAAAGUAAACAUGCGAGGACAAAUCUGAUUGGUCAAUUUGUCAAGUAUAUAAAUUGAUUUUCUCCAUCUCUUAAGUGUGUAUAAUCACGAUCAACCAAUCACAGCUAGAGCUUAUACUACUUUUCUCAUCUGCAGACAUAUAUAUAUAUAUAUUUAUAAGGACAUGAAAAGCAUUGCAUAACGUGAGUAUUCUACAGUUACUCAUUAAAAAAAUAAUAAUAAAAGGAAUUUACGCUGUCUUUGAGUAACAUAUGUACAUAGAAGAUAAAUCCAAGUGAGCUGUAGCCGGAAUACACACCUCCUUAUCAACAAUAUAAUGACAUUUGCCGUUAGACAGCGGUUUUUAUUUCACACUAUCCUCAUAGUCAGUUUAAAUAUUCUUAUUGCAUGGAAGUAUACCACAUGCGCAGCUUAUGGUGAUCAAAGUUAUCAAUUUCAAACAAAUUCAGACUACACCUAUGAGCUACCCGAUUCACAAGGCUUUCUAGUUGAAUUUAAUCAACAGUGGCCGUCUAAAGAUGUUAAUACAAAACUAGGAGUAGUAUCAUCGAUUAAAGGAGCCGAUGAAUCUGGCUCAGAUGUCUAUGUUCUACAUCGUGGUGACAGAAUAUGGGAUAUGAACACAUUUGAUCAACAGAAUAACUAUCGUCUAAAUAAAUCUGAACCAAUCAAAGAUGGGGUUUUAGUACGUAUACUCGAUGGAGAGAUAAGAGAAACAUAUUUACCUGAAAAAUUUUAUCUUCCACAUGGACUGACAAUAGAUCCUGAUGGAAACUUCUGGAUAACAGAUGUUGCUUUACAUCAGGUUUUCAAAUUCUCUCCACACUUAUCAAGCGAACCAUUAUUAGUGUUAGGUGAACGAUUUAAACCUGGGUCUGGUGAAAAUCAGUUUUGUAAACCAACUGAUGUUGUCGUCAGUACAAAUGGUCAAGUAUUUAUUUCUGACGGGUACUGCAAUAGUCGUAUCAUGAAAUUCGAUGGAUCUGGGAAACUUUUAAAAUCAUGGGGUCAUGAAACGAAAAAUCGAACACAUCCUGGACCAGAUGAACUUAACCUACCGCAUCAAUUAGCACUGUUUGAAAAUGAGGAUACACUAUGCGUAGCAGACAGAAUUAAUGCACGUGUUGUCUGUUAUAAAGCUGGUUUAUAUUCUGAUAAUAAUGAAGAUACUGGAAAAUAUUUAUUUGAAUAUAUUCAAUCAGAAUCGAGACCUAUUUAUGGUGUUACAAUUGAACCAAAAAAAAAAUUAAUAUUCGCUCUUGUUGGAUCAACUGAAGGCAAAGACGAUUCAAAAGUGGAAAUUAUUGAUUUUACUACACAAAAUAAAAUUGACGAAAUCAAAAAUGAUUGGAAGACGGGUUUCGGUGAUGUACACUCAAUAUCAACUUGUCCAUAUGCAUGGAAAACAAGUUGUCUACUAUUCUGUAAUACAAAUACACCAUCACACUUAAAAGGACAAUUAUCUCAGAGAGUGGAAGGGAAUUCAGAAGAACAAGAUGAAGCACUACAAGAAGAACUUGAUCGACGUUUAUGGCUUUAUCAUUUAUCAUUUGAUACUGAACAGAAUCGAAUUUAUUAA
Molecule: messenger RNA, 1628 nt
Organism: Trichobilharzia szidati
Lineage: Eukaryota; Metazoa; Platyhelminthes; Trematoda; Strigeidida; Schistosomatidae
Source: the annotation of a GenBank genome assembly